UAAAUUCAAAUUUAAAACAAGAUACAUUCAUUUACGACUCUGCUACCUCCCCAAAUCAAUAUAUACUUACACCUAUACACACAACAUUUGAAACCCUAAUUUUCACUCCGAGCUUCAUCAAUGGCGGACGAUGAAAUCGCCGAUGUAAUUGUGACCAACGGCGGCUCCAAUCACAACAAUCACGCCUCAAAGAAGCAAAAGAUUCAGUCUUUAAUCACAAGCUCCGAGAUCCGAUCCGAAUUCGCGCACCACGACCCGGGAACGGCUCGAAUCAACAACGGCAGCUUCGGGAGCUGCCCCGGCUCGAUUAUCGAAGCUCAGAGAAGGUAUCAACUUGAAUUUCUUAAGCAGCCUGAUAGAUUUUUUUAUACUGAGCUGCAACCUCGUGUUCUUCGGUCUCGUAAAAUGAUUAAAGAAUUGAUUAAUGCUGAUGAUGUUUCCGAAGUUUCGAUAGUUGAUAAUGUGACUACUGCUGUUGCGAUUGUGUUGAGGCAUGUGAGUUGGGAGUUUUGUGAGGGGAGGUUUGAGAAAGGGGAUGUGGUUGUGAUUCUUGAUUGUGCUUUCGACGCGGUGAAGAAGUCGAUUGAGGCAUAUGUGAAGAGGGCGGGCGGGGAGGUGGUGGUGGUGGAGAUGAAGUUCCCGGUGGUUAGUGGGGAGGAGAUUGUGGAGAGGUUUAGGAAGGGGAUUAGGAUGGGGAAAGAAGGGGGGAGGAGGAUUAGGUUAGCGAUAAUCGAUCAUGUGACGUCAAUGCCGUGUGUGGUUGUGCCGGUUAAGGAGAUGGUUAGGGUUUGUAGGGAGGAGGGGGUUGAGUACGUUUUUGUGGAUGCAGCUCAUGCGAUUGGGAGUGUGGAGGUUGAUGUGAGGGAUAUUGGGGCGGAUUUUUAUGUUAGUAAUUUGCAUAAGUGGUUGUUUUGUCCGCCGUCGGUUGCGUUGUUUUAUUGUAGGAAGUCGAGGGUGUCGGAUGGUUUGCAUCAUCCAGUCGUGAGUAGUGAGUAUGGGAAUGGGUUGGCGAUUGAGAGUUCGUGGAUUGGGACGAGGGAUUAUAGUUCGCAGUUAGUUGUUCCGGAGGUUUUGGAGUUUGUUAAUAGAUUUGAGGGUGGGAUUGAUGGGAUCAGGAAGAGGAAUCAUGACGCAGUUGUGGAAAUGGCAGGGAUGUUGGCAGAGGCUUGGGGGACUAGUCUUGGGUGUCCAGCGGAUAUGUGUCCAAGUAUGGCGAUGGUUGGUGUGCCUUCGAUUUUGGGGAUUUUAAGUGAUAAUCAUGCUCAGAAGUUGAGGGCUCAUUUAAGGAAUGAGUUUGGUGUGGAAGUUCCAUUGUAUUAUCAUAGACUGAAAGAUGGCGAGGUUGGAGUUAGGGAUAGGAAUGGACUAAUUACAACUUACGCAAGGAUUUCUCAUCAAGUAUACAACACAGUUGAUGAUUAUUUGAAAUUCCGUGAUGCUGUUAAUCAGCUUGUGCAGAACAAAUUUACUUGCGAGAUGUUGUCCUAAGUAGAGAUGAGAGUUGGAUGGUUAAAGAACCUGGAGACAUCAUCGGGCAGCCAAAGUGGCAGUGGAGUUGGUUGUAUGGACUAGUUGACUCGAAAAAUUACAUUAGAUGUCUGACAAUAAGGAAACAACCUGCAUCACUAUUCUGUAACUUCUAGCUGCAAUAAAGCACGGGGGAUUGUUGCUCCAUUCUUUGUUCUCCUGGCAUUGUAUACCAGAUGUAGUAUUUAAUGUAUACGUUAACAUUAAUCCAUAGGAUAAUGUUGGUUUCUAUUCUAUGUGCCCGGCAGCCUGGGCUAUAGUUGCCUGUGGUUGGUUUCUUGUACGAUUCUGUAAAUUUUUUGCAUCUACGUUAUGCUUAAUCAACUUCUUAGUUUUCUCGCC
Messenger RNA from Daucus carota subsp. sativus, 1869 nucleotides. RefSeq names its product L-cysteine desulfhydrase. NCBI's taxonomy places the organism in Eukaryota, Viridiplantae, Streptophyta, Magnoliopsida, Apiales, Apiaceae. The record is from RefSeq and is a predicted model, not a curated record. The coding region runs from base 121 to 1488 and encodes 455 amino acids. The transcript is spliced from 2 exons.